UUUCUCAGCAUUAUACAGAGAAAUGAACUUAUAAAUAUUUUAUCUUAAAUGAAAAAUUACAGGAUAUAGCGCUUUUCAUUCCCCGUCUCUUUGACGCUACUGCAGUUUGUUGAGUUCUAAGCAAGGUUGAUACAAAUUCAAACAACAUGAGCAACACAAUAGACUUGACCGGAGAUGGGGGUGUUGUCAAAACAAUUGUAAGACGAGCAAAAGCCGAUGCAAUCACUCCCUCCGAGAGUCUCCCUCUCGUUGACGUUCAUUAUGAAGGCACACUUGCUGAAACUGGUGAAGUCUUUGACAGUACACACGAAGAUAACACAAUUUUUACUUUUGAAGUUGGACAGGGCACCGUCAUCAAGGCAUGGGAUGUUGCACUAAAAACUAUGAAGGUUGGGGAGAUUGCAAAAAUUACUUGCCAACCAGACUAUGCUUAUGGAAGUGCAGGUUCUCCACCAGAUAUCCCCCCAAAUGCAACCCUUAUCUUUGAGGUAGAGUUGGUUGCCUGCAGACCACGCAAGGGCUCAAGUCUGAGUAGUGCUUCUGAUGAGAGGGCUAGGCUUGAUGAGCUAAAGAAGCAGAGGGAGCUUGCAGCAGCAAAUAAAGAGGAUGAGAAAAAGAAGAGGGAAGAAGCUAAGGCAGCCGCUUCUGCUCGUAUUCAGGCAAAGCUUCAGGCAAAGAAAGGGAAGGGAAAAGGCAAAGCAAAAUGAGAACAUCACAAUAAUUACCUCAAGAAAUUGUAAACCUUUCUUAUUUAAUCAAAAAAUUUAACUUUUAAGGAUUCUAGAGGACUUCAGACUUAAUCACAAGUGGGUAUGAAAGGUAUACAGUAUUAUAGUUUCUUAAAUAAAGUUACCAUAUGUUUGAUAAUGUGCUUAAAUACAAUGACUUGUACUCAAAA
Molecule: messenger RNA, 898 nt
Organism: Daucus carota subsp. sativus
Lineage: Eukaryota; Viridiplantae; Streptophyta; Magnoliopsida; Apiales; Apiaceae
Product: peptidyl-prolyl cis-trans isomerase FKBP20-1
Exons: 6
Coding region: 147-707 (186 amino acids)
Biological process (GO): protein peptidyl-prolyl isomerization
Cellular component (GO): cytoplasm
Molecular function (GO): peptidyl-prolyl cis-trans isomerase activity
Source: RefSeq, a predicted model, not a curated record